Rhodofomes roseus is the source of this 1669-nucleotide messenger RNA. RefSeq lists its product as uncharacterized. The record is from RefSeq and is a predicted model, not a curated record. Lineage: Eukaryota; Fungi; Basidiomycota; Agaricomycetes; Polyporales; Fomitopsidaceae. The transcript is spliced from 3 exons. Bases 49 to 1221 code for a protein of 390 amino acids.
UCCUGUACUUAAACUCCCACCAACAACCCGCCCACACAUUUCUACACCAUGGCCGACGUCAAGGGGCCAACGAUCGCCUCCAACAAGAUGGCCAUGUCCCGCGCCCUCGGAGCGGCGUUCCUCAACCACCAAGUCCAACAGCUGGAGAAGACUGUCGGAUCUGGAGGUGAAAACUGGCGUGACCGGCGCACGCCCAACCCCCAAGGCCACAACGAGGGCAAGCGCCCCCGCGGCGCCCCCGCCAAACCGGCACGGAAGCGGGACGGGGAGACUACGGAGAUAGACGAGGAGAAGGGCAGACAGGGGGGAGGCAAGGCGGAGAAGGAUGCAGACAUCAUCGUCGUCGACGCGAGCGUGCUCGUGCAUGCGAUUCACCAGGUCAAGAAGUGGUGCCGCGAAGGCCGCGAGGAGAUCGUAAUCGUACCGCUCGAGGCCCUCAACACCCUAGACUUGCUCAAGAAGGGCAUGAGCUCGCUCGCGCAGCGUGCCCGUGCGGCAUCUCGCGUCCUGGAGGCCCAAGUCGGCACGAACCAGCGUAUCCGCGUGCAGCGCGACGAUGCAUUCGUGCUCUGGGACGAGGUCUUCGAGAACCAGGCGCCACCGACGGGCUCGCCUGAGUGGGUCCGACGCACCAUCUGCUGCGCACGUUGGGAGGUCAACCAUGCCACUGACGAGGUCGACGCCAGCCCGGUCAACGCGGGCCCCGGCAAGGUCGGUGGCAUGCAACCCCGCGUCCUUCUCGCUGUGCUCUCCCAGGCCCCGGAGGCACAGUCCGAGGCUGUUUUCAUACCAAACAACCACCUUUCGGCGUCCCCUGUACCCCUUCCCGCGCCUCAGACGAACAGGCACGAGCCGCGUUCCUCUGGAGCGCUUGUCGCACUCUGGGCAGCUAAGGCAGGCCUCAAGGUUCUGGAGGUACCUCCCACCCCGUCCGCUGUCAACGGUACCCCCCGCAACACGUCUCCUGGUGGCGAUGGGCGGCGCUCCCCCCAGGCCACCCGGCGCCCCAACGAGGAUGAACGUGCGAAGCGUGGCGGCCGCCGGAACUCGUACUUGCGGAACGGAGAGCGUGGAAGCAGCCCUGUCACCGUGCGUCCUGGUGCCGGAACUGGCCUCGUGGAAAGACCACCCGCGGUCAUGGCUAUGAUGGAGGCGGUGGCUCAGCCGAGUCGAGUGGUCCGUGUGCUUGCGCGUGGCGAGAAGCUCGAGCCAGACACAUGACGUGCGACGGAAAGUGCUGUUGACAAUAUUUGAGCUACAGACUCGCAUUCGGCUAUUGGCUAUUGCUUCCCACCCCGCGUACGGACACCGUCUGUACCCAGGCGUGCAGAGUCGCAGACGAACGACGGUCUGACGGUCGUUCCGGUGGCGGAGGGCGCUCCGACUAACGCAACGCAUGUUUCGGUGGACUCGAGACGGCACGGAGGCAGCAAGUCUGGCGCCGUUGCACAGCAAUAUUGACCGGUGUGGUUACGGGUCAUUGACAUUGCCUCGGCGGAUGACCUGACUGGUGUCUACAUCAUGCAUCAUUCAUAGUACAUCUUGGAUCUGUUGGUUUUGUGAUCCUAUGCCCCCGUAUGGUCCUCAUCUCUCUCCCACAUACAUGUAUUUUGGGUUACCUUGUACUGUAUGGCUCGCGCGCAUCCUAUAUGAAUCUUUUAUUCCUUCA